CACAACUCGCACCUUCUUCCUCCGCGGGAGGCUGACGUUACCCCCGCCCCGCACACGGAUCAAACCCCGAGAGGAGAGAGCUCGCAUCCGAUUCCCCGGCGCGUUUCCAUCACACGAGAGCUACAACCUAAGAUUAACAGCGGGAUAGCCUUCCGAUCCGAAGGCCGGAGGGAGGCACUCGCGGACUCGCGGAGGGAGGCGACUCCCCCUGCAUCGGCAAGCGGCCAUGUCGCACGAGCGGGGCGGCGCGGCGUCCUCCUUCGCCGUCCCCGCCUCCGAGGAGGACGCGCUGUUUAUUGAUUUACUACAUGAAGCCCCCCUAUCUGGUCAUCGAGAGCCUAGAAGCAUAGUUAGUGGUACUUUGUACUGUAUCGUGUUGGCAGGUUAUGCUGCUGUUACUGUGUCGGCUCCAUGGAUAUUUCUUCUUGUACCAGACAUGGUCCCUCCGUUGCUGUGCAGCUCCAAUGUUAUCCUUCUGCUUCUUACAGGCAUUUUUGAGCAAUAUUGGGUUCACCAAGUCAGGAAAGUGAGGUUGCAGGGCUAUUACGAUUUUAGCCAGAAACUGAAGCGCAUUGCUCGACUCCCAUUUGCCACUAUUGCAUAUGGCACUGGUUUAAUGCUCUUGAUCAUAGUCUGGCAGCCUCUCGUACAGAUACUAUCAGUUUCACUGUUGCUAAGGAUUGCUAUUGUGGUUGAAGCAAUAUGUGCUGGAUUGUUUAUGGGCUUAUACAUAUGGUAUAUCCACAAAUACAACUCUUUGAAUGGGCAGCCUGAUAUCUUGCGGUCAUUAUAUUCUGCGCUUCAACCAUCUAAUACUUUGGAAGAUCGAAGAUAUUAUGAUGGACGUCUUUCUGAUCAGCAGAUGGCAUUACUUCAAUACCAACGGGAGAAUAUACAUUACCUGAGUGAGGAGGUGUUGCGCUUGCAAGAAUGCUUAAGCAAAUACCAGAGAACUGAUGUUGGGAACACUCCUCAGGUUGAUCUUGCCCAUCUUUUGGCAUCCCGUGACCAAGAACUUCGAGCACUCUCAGCCGAGAUGAAUCAAGUGCAUUCAGAGCUUCACCUUGCUCGUGGUCUGAUCGAUGAAAAGGACUCAGAGAUCCAACGUAUUCGUGUGAGCAACAAUCAGUAUGUUGAAGAAAAUGAUAGACUCAGAGCUAUUCUUGGAGAAUGGAGUGCUCGAGCAGCAAAGCUUGAACGGGCACUGGAGGCGGAGCGAAUGUCAAACAUCGAACUGCGGAAGAACAUUGCAAAAUUUCGGGGCCAAUUGCACAAGGAGCAACGUGCCUGAUUACCCUGUUCUGGGAAUAUAUUCAGCUAGUGGCGUGCUUUAGCUGGCUUAAUGAAUCUUCAACUGCUAAGGGUCAUCUCAUGUGAAAUCUUAGAAUUCCCUAACUCAGACAGUCAGUAGUUCAGCACAUUACCCGACAUCAGUGAGGAAAAUGGAAAAUGUGAGCGGCACCUCUUGUGAAUUCUUAGUUUGAUGUAUAAAUCUGAAAGGUUUGGUUAAUGGAGUAUGUGAGAUUUAGCUUAGAUUUUGGCAUGUUAGCAUGUAAAGAGUUGCGCAUUAUUUUCUGACAAAUUGCAAGAUGAAAUAUGAAUCGAUGCAUCUAUGCAAAAAGAAUCAUCUAGAUCAUUCGUUGAA
Brachypodium distachyon (stiff brome) is the source of this 1645-nucleotide messenger RNA. RefSeq lists its product as uncharacterized. Gene Ontology annotation, cellular component: late endosome; lysosomal membrane. The record is from RefSeq and is a predicted model, not a curated record. Bases 227 to 1291 code for a protein of 354 amino acids. Lineage: Eukaryota; Viridiplantae; Streptophyta; Magnoliopsida; Poales; Poaceae. The transcript has 14 exons.